Linepithema humile (Argentine ant) is the source of this 5701-nucleotide messenger RNA. RefSeq names its product RRM_XMAS2 and SAC3_GANP domain-containing protein xmas (gene xmas). Gene Ontology annotation, biological process: mRNA export from nucleus. The record is from RefSeq and is a predicted model, not a curated record. Lineage: Eukaryota; Metazoa; Arthropoda; Insecta; Hymenoptera; Formicidae. Gene Ontology annotation, molecular function: nucleic acid binding. Gene Ontology annotation, cellular component: transcription export complex 2; cytoplasm; nucleus.
ACGCGCUCAGUGGGAAUUCGGCCUAAAUGCACUCCAAAAAAAAUUGAUCAAUUACAUGCCUAAAUAAAUCUAAAUUUACGUGAUUGGUCGAUAUUAUGCAAGCUUAUGUGAAUACUCCUUAAUUGCGGUAUCACAUUGUAUAUUUCUGAACGCAGUUGUGUCGUUUGUUUUUAAAUUAAAUACGCACACAUGUUAGGUUAUAACGAUUCACAUGAGCAGUGGGAUUGUUUGGAUCGGUAUUAGCAUCGAAUAAAAGGAGGAGAGAAAGAGAAAGAUUGAUAGAUUUAUUAUUGUUAAUCUAUAUUGAUCUACAUCGAUUACAGUGUACAGGCGAAAAGACAUAAUCAAUUGACGAGAGACAAUAUAUUGACGAGCUUUCGUUCAAGUGGAAUAAAAGUGAAUAUCUUACAAGAUGGAUAAAAUAGACGCUAUGGAACUUGAUGCUUCAAAAAUAAGCACAGUCUCUAAUUCCUUUGUAUUCUCUAAACCCAGUGUUAUAUUUGAUUCUUCAAAAGUUAUCAAUUUUGGCUUGGGAUCAGAUCAUGUCUUUGGUACUCCUUCAAAUAAGAAGGAUGUUUUUACUUUUGCCACACCUACAAUAGUAUCAGAAAAUGAUUCAGAUUAUGCAAACUCACAAAUGAAGAAAUUCAUCAAACGUAAGUCAAGAACUGUAUAUAAGCCUACAGUGAAUGUAUUCGCUAAUGCCUUGAAGGAUGCAGGAGCGUUUGAACAAUUGAAGAAGAAUUCCAGGUCACAGCCUACCAAAAUCGAUAUAAACAACUCAAUAACAUGUUCCAAUGUUCCCAAGACCCUGUUGACUAAAACAGCAGCUAAAGAAUAUUUCACAAAAUAUGGAAACAUUGUGAAAAUAACUAUACGUCCGCACAAACGUAUAAUCAUUGUAGUUUAUACAUCAAAGAUGGAAGCGAACAAUGCAUAUUACAACAUUGGUAACUAUAUGGGUGAAACAUUUCAUAUAGAAUGGACUGGAUCGUCAGUGAAGUCGCCGAUCAAAAAAAAGAAUCUGCAAAAGAAUAUAGUGGCAAAUCUACUUACAUCAAACGAUGAUGAAAUUAAAGCUGAAUUAGAAGCCAUGUCAAAUUUGGAAUAUAAUUUACACUCUAGCAAAAAAGUUGAACCAUCUGAUGCAGCUGCGUUAUUUUCGAUAAAAACCAAAACGUCGGUAGGAAAAACAGCAAUCAUACCAAAAUUAGAAAAAGUUGUGAAAACUGCUGAAAAAGCAGCAAAAGUUGCUGAGAAGCCUAUGAAAGUUGAGAAGCUCGACGUUGAGAGUCAAAUAGCUAAACUCUUGCCCACUAUUUCUGUAGAGGAGUUACAAAAUAUAAUACAUCAAAUUGCUCUUACAGCUGAAGACAAGUACAAAGUGCUGGAAGCUAGAGAUCGUCUCAUGCGGCUGAAGCGAGUAAAACCAGCUUCGCUAGCAACUGCUAAAGUAACCAACGGCACCUGCCCCGAUAUGUGUCCGGAAAAGGAACGUCUCAUGCGCGAGUCACAGAGGCAAGUUGCGUCGUACGAACAGCUGGACGGGAACGAGUACAGAAUAAAUCAUGCGAUGGCUGUAAAGCAAUAUUCGAGAUCCUCCGCGGACCAGGAGGAGCCGAUGCCCCACGAAUUGAGACCAGUAAAGUCCUUGAAGAUGACUAUGAGCUACUUGCUUCAUGAGAUAAUGGACUUCUGUGAGCAGGAGGGCACAAACCUGGCAGAAUGGUAUCACUUUCUGUGGGACAGAACGAGAGGAAUUAGGAAGGACAUUACGCAGCAGGAGCUGUGUUGCGUGGACAGCGUCGAAUUGGUCGAGCAGUGUGCCAGAUUUCACAUAGUAUGCUCGGAGAGACUUUGCGCAGAGGAUGCAUCCGUGUUUGACAAAAAGAUCAAUUCCGAGAAUUUGACCAAGUGUCUACAGACAUUGAAGUACAUGUAUCAAGAUUUGAGAGUGAAGGGUAUCACCUGCGAAAACGAGCCGGAAUUUAGAGCUUAUGUUGUCCUGCUAAAUUUAAACAACGGUAAUUUCCUGUAUGACUUGCAGCAGCUGCCGAAAUCCGUGCAGAAUUCACCGGAGGUUCAGUUUGCGAUCAAGGUAUACUUCUCGCUGGACUCGAACAACUACUACAAAUUCUUUAAACUCGUCCGAGAGACGACUUAUUUGAACGCUUGCAUCUUGCUGCGGUACUUCAAUCAAGUCAGACUGAAGGCUCUCUCGAUAAUGAUAAAGGCAUACUGCAGAAGCGUCUCGACGGCCUUUCCGCUGUACGAAUUGAUAGACAUUCUUGGUUUCGAGGACGAGAACGAAGCUAAGUAUUUCUGCGAACAAGUGGGACUGAACUUGUCGGAUGACGAACUGUAUGUUCUUUUGAACCGUCUGAAUUUCAGUAUGCCUGCGGCGAGCAUUCAACAGAACAGGGCUUGCAAUUUGAUAGAAUCCAAGAGGAUCAUCUUGAACUACGGUAUCGGACAGUGUAUUGCCGGUAGAAAAAUGCCGGAGAAGACUUACAAGAAUCACAAGCCGCACAAUAGUUUCGAUGCACAUGGCAAUUUGAUGCCUGAAUCCAUCAAUGCUGCAGAUCAAAGCGGCGAUGUCUCGUCUGUGGAACAAUACGAUCCCUACGAAUUCACAGGGAAGGACGCGUCGAAGAAGAUACCAAAGUUGACGUCGAUCCGGGAAAAUCAGAGAAUCGUGAAGGAUCUCGCGUCAGUUAAAAAGCAGUCAUCAAGCAGUGAAUCAAAUAUAUUUAAGCCCGUAUCAUUUUCCGGAUCGAAUGUCUCGAUUGUCUCUAAAACGCUGAUCUCCGACUCGGGUACGUUUGUUGAGCAAAAGGUGCAAAGUGCACUUGAGAAUAAAGUUCUAUCUUCGUCAAGCGCACAGGUGAGAGCGGCUGCCGACAAGCAGUCUGGCGAUGAGAAUGUGAACAAACAACAGCCUGCGGUUUUUGGCAACAUUAAUUUUGCCAAUCCAUUUGCGAGCAAUCCUACUGUAUUUUCUAAACAGCCGGAAACAUCGCAUAAUGCAGAAUCCACCGCACCACCGUUUGCGAUGACUGUAACCAAGAGCAUCUUCUCUGGGACAAAAUCGGCAAAUAUAUUUGUGAAGAAUGCGACGCCUGUCUCCUCAACGUUAUUCGGUAACACUUGCUUCUCCGCACCGGCCUCCGCGCAAAUACAACCGGCAAGUGCAGAUAUUGCGAAUAAAAUGACGAGGGAACAGAAAGACGCGAUAUCGGAGGCUGAGAAAGCGAGACUGAACAAGUUGGAGCACGCGAGGAGAAUGCAACAGCUCGACGAGCAGUCGGAGGAGAUUUACAACAGCUUGCACGCGGAGGUAACGCGUGAGCUCUGCUCCGCCGUUGCGAGGGAGGACAUCGACAGGAUCAAAAUGUACGAUACAUUGAGCAAGAGAAUCCUCGGCGACAUGGUCGACGAAGUCACUCGGGAGAUGUGCGAUGCAGUGUUGGCCACAGAAAUUGAAAAUCAACGAAAGUUACAAGCUAUGUUACUGAAGAUUAAAAACCGAGUGAUUCUCAAGUGCUUCAACAUUUGGAAGCAGUAUGUGUCGAAGAGGAAACAUCAGAGGAAAGCGCUGGAGGACACGCCGGUUUGGCUGCAGAGACAAUCCGUGGAGGAGUGCGCGCGAAUGCUCUACUCCAAGCAGCAGAAGAUAGUGGUGCAAAAUAUGCGUAUGAAACCGAGCGAACCAGAAGACGCGACGAGCAAUUCAACAAGUCCGGAAAAAUCGAUUGAAGUUAUCGUGUACGCCGGUAUCAGGGAGAAUCUACGAUUGUUGGAUAUCAAUCCCUCGCCCAAUAUCUUCUGGAAACUCGUUAUCUCCUGGCCGGACUUGAGUAACAGAACGAUGUUGUGGCAUCAUAAGAAGACGAUGAACCAGUACUUGUAUCCAGACAAUUUCACGAUGGAUCCCAUCGUGAAGGUCUACCGACCGAACUCGUACGAAAUUUUACACGUUUGCAUAAGGCACUUUGAGGGUUUGAUCAGCGACCGUAACUUGGUCGGCACCGAUGCGCUUCUGUUCAUCGCCGACGCCGCGGAGGAUCAUAAGUCUGUCGCUAAGCGCUUAAUGAGGGCCGUAUUGUCAAGGCACAAGCUGAUGCCUAUCCCGCUCGCUUUCAUCAUCUUGAAUGACGGAAACUUGGAGAAUCAGAAUGAGAGCGUCGUCUCAGUUUUGGAGUCUCUUCUGGAAUCUGGUUACGUAUCGGAGUACACAGUUAUGCACGAGAAGAAUUUGUCCGCCAAAGUGAUUUUAAAUUUGACCAAGAGCGCAGUUUUAUGGUUGACGAUGAACAGAUCACCGCCGAAUCCGCUGGAAAUGGAUCAUCUGCAUAAUGUAUACGACAUUUGUCUGUCGGAAGAGUUAUGGCUGAGGAUAUUAGGCGAUGCCAUGUUCAACAAACAGUUGUCAAGUGCGUUAAUAAAUCCCAAUUUUGUAAUUGAUUUGCACAACGAGGCUGUAAAUCAUUUGAUGGACAUAAUCUCCGAUCCAGAAUCUAUGUUGUACACAAGUUUCGCGCCCGAGUUAAAACGGUUUCUCAAAAGUAAUCGUACCAUGCCGUGCAGUUACGAGUACUUGGACGAGUCGUGGAAGCGAGAUGAAUACAGAGCAAAGUUGGAGACCGCAAUGAACAGUUUCACGUUACCGUCGUGGAACGCGCCAUGGCCAAUAGAAGAUAUACAAGAUCUGCGACGGCAUAUCAUGCAUUAUUGCAGAAAAGUGCUACCAGACUCGAACUGCAACAUCGUAUUCUGCGAUAUCUUAAGCAACUUAUUCAUGACCUCAGGCAGUUUGCAAGUAUCCAGCUUUGUACAGAUACUACUACAUAUUAUUAAGGAGAAAGUACGUCUCCUAGACGAUCAGACGGUCAUUUAUAACAGAAAUCACGUCAAGCAUUUCCGCACGUUACCGUGGUGGUUUAAAUCUGACGUAUUGACGGAAUUCAUAUCGCAUGAAUUAAAUGCGGACAACAGCGUGUGUAUAUUAAAUGAACCGGCGAGGAAGAGAAAGAAACUCGACGAUAGAUCCGUAACCGAUUUGGAUGACGAUGCAUUGGAUGAAGAAUUUGAUUCGUUAGCGAAAUUUUGCGAGGAUACCAGGACUCAAGUCAUGGAGGUGCAUUCGGCAUCUCAGGAGAUAGAAAACCGUUUGCAAACGCAACAAUUGGAGAACACAUUAUUGGAGGAGAAGUUGAAGAACGCCUUAUUCGAAGAAGUAAACUUGAUAGAGAAAGGCGCGUGAGUUUCUAUUCUCUAUUCAACUGUAUAAUACAAGUUGAUGGUAUUUUUUUUACUGCAUUGUAGACAACAUGUAUAUAUCACGUGGCGAUUAAUUGUGGAGCAUUAUUUUUCAAUUAUAUACCUCAUGUUAAUUUUUACAUGUAUAAUACGCGUACAUAAUUUGAGAAGAUACUAUUAAACUACGCUAUAUUUUUAUUUAAUCAUACAAAUAUUUCUAAUCAUAUAUUAUGAGAGGAUAAGUGUGUUAUUUUUAGUUUAUUUUUUAUAACGUAAUCGUUUUAUACAAUAUGUAAUCUGUAGAGUUGUAUGAUUCGGUAAAUAUAUAUUUUUAACAAAACAUCGCUUUUCCGUGAUCUUAAAAGUAUUGUCAUUUGAUAUUGUACAUUCACAUACUCAGUGUUAAAUUUUUCGUAGUGAAAACAGAAGAGAGAAAGUAAAA